Molecule: messenger RNA, 5388 nt
Organism: Girardinichthys multiradiatus
Lineage: Eukaryota; Metazoa; Chordata; Actinopteri; Cyprinodontiformes; Goodeidae
Product: antigen WC1.1
Exons: 19
Coding region: 46-3909 (1287 amino acids)
Cellular component (GO): membrane
Source: RefSeq, a predicted model, not a curated record
CACAGAUCAUCUGUGUUCCUUAGUCGCUAGUCAUGAGCUGUGGCGAUGAUGUGGUUCCUUCUGCUCCUCCACAGCUUAGCUCACUUUGGGCCGGCAAGCUCAUCAGAUCCAAAACAAGGCAAGAUUAUCCUACGGAACCUACAGAACAAAGACAGCCCCUGUAAAGGACAUGUGGAAGCUUAUUAUGGAAAUGAAAAGGGCUAUGUUGGAGAUAAAUACUGGACCAAGACAACUGAAGAAGUGGUGUGCAGGAGCACACACUGUGGGAAACCUGAGAAUGGCACAAAUGAUGUGUACAGGCCCCUCAACACCAAAGUCUGGCUCAACGAACUGCAGUGUCAGGGGAAUGAGAGAAGUCUGUGGGAUUGCGACGGUUGGCCUGGUCCAGAAGUGAGUUUUUACAAAAAGCCCACAGUGAAAAUGGUCACAUGUUCAAAUAAGAUCAAGAUCAACCUGAAACCACAUAAAUGUGAGGGAGCGGUCGAGUACACUGUUCAGUCGACCGGACAGCCAAAAAGAACUGGUUACAUCUGCAGCAACGGGUUUGGAAACGAAGAGGCAAAUAUGUUGUGCAAAAACUUUGGGUGUGGGGGGGUCGCAGAGAUUUUAAGAUCUGAAUGGAUUCAUUUGGAAGACUUCCAAAAUGUGGAAAGGAUGGAAAUAAACUGUUCAGGCAUUGCUAAUGUGACUCAUCCAUGGCAGUGUGUACAAUCAGCAUCCCCAUCAUGCAAAUCGCCUGUAUUGAUCAGAUGUAAAGGCCAUGAUAGAGUGCAGCUGACAGGAGAGGGGUCAAAUGUUUGUUCUGGACAACUGGAAAUGGAAAAAGAUAGAAAAUGGAAAUCUAUUGAACCAAAAAGAUCUACUUCUGAUAAGUUAUGUCAGCAAAUGCACUGUGGUGACUCUGGUAACCUCACAAAGGAUGACCAAGGCUACCAUCUGACCUGUCCAGAUCGUGUCAGUGUGGUUCUGACGAAUGACAGAAACAGCGAAACCAAGUGCUAUGGUAGGGUCAGAAUAAAAGUGAAUAAUAGUAUUAAAACUACUUGCGGGACAGAUUGGACUUCAAAAAAUGCUGACAUGGUCUGCAAAGAACUGCACUGUGGGAAGGCCAUUAGUUAUAAAUCAUUAAGCCAAGACACAAGUGGGAUAUUGGACCAUGUGGAAUGCACAGGGAGUGAGUCUUCACUGUGGCACUGUAGAGCUAAGCAUCAGAAUAACAUAAGAUGCUCAUCUGUUCCUUAUGUUGUCUGUUCUGGGAGCGUGAAUGUGAAACUAGUGGAUGGUCCUGGACGUUGUGCUGGAAGUUUGAAGGUUCAGCAUGAGGACCAGUGGAAAACAGCCAUCAGUGACAAAUGGGAAGAGACAUUUUCAGCUGUUUUAUGCAAACAACUGAAAUGUGGAGACAGCGGAAAAAAAAGCUCUAAAACAUUAGACAAAGGGAUUAGUGAUUUCCUAACUUUGAGCUGUAAAAAGGGCACUCAAAUAUCCGACAUAUCUGAGUGCAUAACAGACAACAAAGGCACUCAAGACUACGAUCAAGUUGAAAUAACCUGUGAAAAGCACACGGUGAUUUUUCUGGAGGAGAGUAAACCAUGCUCUGGCACCGUGGGGAUCGAGUACAGGAACAAAACCCACUGGCUCUCUGGGUCAAACCAGACGUGGAACCAAAAUGUAGCAAACAUGAUAUGCCAGGAGUUGCACUGUGGGAAUGCUUCCAAAUUCUCAUCUAAACCUUUGAAAAACCAAACAUCUCUUUUGGUUGAGUCUCGUACUUGCUCGUCUAGCAACAAAUCUCUGCUUCAAUGUGACAUAAUGGAAGGUCACGAAUCUGACAGCAAUCAGACUCUAGCUUAUGUGGAUUGUGAAGGAAAUAUCACAGUAACUUUGACCCACGGCUGUUGGGGAAUAGUCAACAUUUCUACAGCAAGCAAGCAGGGCUAUGUGAGUAAAGAUGCCUGGACAGAAGCAAUGUCUGUACAACUGUGUAAAGAACUGGCGUGUCAGGAUAAGACCUUACCCACCCACAAAGGGUUAGGAGAAACUAUUCUUACCUUUAAGAGUUUGCAUGCCUUACGGACAGCCAGCAAACUGAGCCAGCACACUUUAGUUGAUGCAAACACCAUGCUUCGAAAAGAGCCAGCCUAUGUUGUUUGCAAAGGGAGCAUCAAGCCAAGAUUUAAGCCUUCUCGUGACAAAUGUUCUGGAAAUGUAGAGGUGUUUUAUGAGGGCAGUUGGAUCCCAGUGCACAAGGAUGCUCUUGAGAACAUUGAUAAUCAAAACACAAUCUGUGAGGAGCUAAACUGUGGAAAAGCUGUCACAAGAAUUGACUACUCAGGGCCUCUAGAGGUUAAUCAUUUGAUCAGAAGAUUACAGUGUCAGAAAAAUACUAAUUCGUUAGCAACUUGUCAAGAUGUUGUUGUUGAAAAGAUUGAGGGGACCCUACAAACCUCUAACCUCACAGGCCUCAAGUGCUCCGAAUGGAGUACCAUGGUGCUAGAAGUGGAACACUCCUGUAAAGGAGAAGUGGUUGUUUACUCUGAAGGAGUAAACAACCAAGAGACAAAACGAAGUUUCGUCUCCAGUCAUGGCUGGAGAGAAGCUGAGGGGGAGAGGCUUUGUAUGGAUCUGAAGUGCGGCAAAUACAAACUGAUUGAAAACAGGAUUUUUUCAGCUGAGGCUAAUUCUUUAUGGAGCCAAAGCUUUAAUUGUUCUUCUAAACCUGAAAGCAUUUGGCAGUGUGAGAAAAAGCAAACAGCAAUUUCACAGGAAAAUAAACUCUUCCUUGAAUGUGAAGAUGAACCAGAAGUUGUUCUCUCUGAAAAGUGUACUGGAAAGCUGACAAUAAAUGGCAGUCCUGUGUGCAGCAGUCAGUGGAAAACUGAAUAUUCACACAGAGUUUGCCAACAACUGAAUUGUGGCAACGCCAUUUAUUUUCAGCAGAGCGGCCCUCCAUCUACGGACUCCUACCAUGUCAACUGUGAUGAGCACAACUACCUCAUUGGUCAGUGUAAAAGAGUGAGAGGAAAGUGCAACUCAGGGUUUGUGUCUAUUUCCUGUGUAGGCAGUGUCUCUUUUAAGACAUCAGAAAAGUGUGGUGGUGUGCUUUCAAUUAAAUAUGGAAAACUCCCAGAGGAAGUGUGCGAACCCAGCAUUUCCACAGAGUUAUCAAAUAAAUUGUGUCAAAGUUUAAAAUGUGGCCCAUUUGAAAAAAUAAAAGGGCCAUCAAACCAACAGACGCCCAAAAUGCAAACAAGUCUUGCCUGCCCAAGUUAUUACAAAGAUCCAAGGUACUGUGCCAAAAGAGAGUCCUGUCCAAGUCCUUCUAUCUUCACCUGUAAAGGCUACCAGCCACCUACCCCGCCGCCUUCCACACAACCACCAGCAAAUCCAGUUCCCUAUAUUGUGGGAGUCCUUAUACUUCUUAUUCUGGUUGUAUUGAUUGUGAUAUUUGUGCGAUACCAGAUUAACAGGAGAAACAGGAAAUCCAUGGUGCCAUCGGACAUGGAAGAAGCAGACUGGGAUAGUGGAGAGUAUGAAGAUGUUGACAAAGAUGAAAUGGAAAGCUUCGGUCGUGGCAGAUUCAGAUCAGAAUCCGAAGUGCAAGGGGAGAAAGAUAUGGAUAGCAAUAGAUCCUAUAACUACGAUGAUAUUGAUGAGGUGACUGAGGCUCAGCCUCUGACACCUCAGGGCUCCAUGGUCCGUGCAACUGAAGACGAAGACAUGCAUGAAGGCAACGUUAAGCCAAGUGAUGAUGGUGUGACCUAUGAAGUGGAAGACUCACAGGAGAACUACGACGACAUUGAUACCAACCCUGAGAACUCUGAAACCACAGCAGAAGUCCACGAUGGGCCCAAACCUGCACCUGAAGGAGAUGCCGCAGCACCUAAAGACCAGAUCCAGAAAGAUUAAAACCGCUUUGUGUGGGGUCAAGUAUGGUGAGCCUGAGCUGGGUGUAAAUCAAACAAAAUUCUGCACAACAAAAUUGGAUAAUCCCAAAAUAUGGCUUUAAUUUAACCUGUAAGUGCUAAUAAUGAAAACUAAUAAUAAUGCAAAAACUGAAUGUAAAAAAACUGAAUGCAUUCCUGAGAAGACUUAUGCAUAGACUGAAGCAUUUGUCAUUUCAAAUCAUAAAUAAUAUCAGAGAUAUCAAAGCUGAGAAAUGUAUUACUUUAUGUUAGAACUUUAAUAAAUGCUUUACAACAAUAACAAGAUGAAGAACAUAAAAAAAAGUGACGCUAGCCCAUGGUAAAAAUAUAUACAUUUUAAAAUUUUUGUUUUGUUUUUAGUUAGAUGAGUUAAAUCUAUGGCAAAAAGGUCUGUCGCUUGCUUACAUCACAUUACAUUGGCGGGUUUCUAGGAGGUAUUUUUUGGAAAAUUCUAUCAAAUUAGUUAUUGUCAUAUCAAAAUAGGUAUAGGCAUUGUGUGCAAUAAAAGUACAAAGUACAACCAUUUCAAUAAAAUGUGUCUGUACACUUAUAUCAUUAGUUCAUUUAUUUUGAAAUGUAGAGACUAAUCAGUGAUAGUCAUUGGUUAAUCAAGUGUUACUGCAAACUAUAUCGGUUAAUGUCAAUUGUGACCCUAAUGGAGUUAAGAGUUCAACUAAGCUACACUGAGGUGCAUUGGCCUAUACCCCUUUACUUUUAAGCUUUGACUUGAUGAUGAAAGACAGCAUCAUGCUGAAGGGGGAAAAUACAAAGAAAUAUACAGUAAUCGUGCAUUGCUCCUGUCCCAGGGAAUGACUCGAAAGGUUGUUGCAAGUAUGGUAAAACAUAAAUCCGAGUGCAAGCUCAUGAUUUAAAAGAACAUGGCACCGCAUUCUUUAUUUUAAAGUUCAAGAGAGGUUGAGAUUUGGGCUGGUUUUUACUGAGGUGGCCGUGUUUUACUCUGUGUUUGGGCUGGAAACUGUCAUUCAUAUCUGGCAAUCCUGGUUAAAUCUCAGACAAAGGCCGACUAACUUGUUUCUCCUUACUGUAGAAUUACGUAUGUGCUAUGUUAAGCUACCUGGUAGGAUCGCUGGUUCCAUAUUUGUUAAAAAACUAUAUGAGUAAUAUCUGCUUUUUUAGUGAUAUUAACAUGCUCCCUCACCAUAACGGUGAGGGAGCAUGUUAACUUCAUGUUCUGUUUAACUUCAGCUGUAAGCACAGUGUAAAAAAACAGAAUUAUUUUAUUUUAAGGAUCAACAUGACUGCUAGGGUUGUUUUUUAAGACAAGCUUCGAAUUACAGUUGUGAAAUCCAUGUUAUUUGUUAAAAAUGUUUGAUAUCUUUAAUUAAGGUUUUGGUAUGUGUUUUUACAACUGUUUUAGUUUCAGUAUCCAUUUUAUAUAUUUUGGCUUUGUAAAUAACAACAUGCUCCACUGAGAAAGUGAAAUAAAGAAAUUUUUAACAUA